Messenger RNA from Psylliodes chrysocephalus, 818 nucleotides. Lineage: Eukaryota; Metazoa; Arthropoda; Insecta; Coleoptera; Chrysomelidae. The record is from the annotation of a GenBank genome assembly.
AACUUGGGCAUUUUUGUUGGAUGCUCCAAAAACGGUAUUUUUAAUAUCUGGUUGGAACAUGAAGCAGGCAGAAGUACCCAGGAGGUCGGUUCUUGUUUGCGUAAAUUUAUUAAUGAAAAUGUUAAAGUACCUGUUAAAAAAUUUAAUCUGUAGUCGGAUUUUUGUGGUAGACAAAACCGCAGUAUCAAAUUGGUUUUGAUGCUUAUCCACGUUUUACAAAAUCACACAUCGCUAGAAACAAUUUCAUUGAAGUUUUUGCUUUCCGGUCAUAGUUUCUUACCCAACGACUCACAUUUUAGAGACGUAGAAUGUUCUCUAAAAACUCAUCAAAGACUGUACACUCUUGACGACUACACAGAUAUUAUGAAGACUUGUCGUAGAAAAAAUAAGUUCAUUGUUAAUCGUAUAAAACCGCAGAACAUGGUAUCAGUAGUAAACCUCGAAAAGAAACAAAUAAAUUGGCUUAACUUGCACGAAAUCACCUUAAAAAAGAAAAUCCUACUCUGUUAUUUAUGAAAACCUGUACAUCAGACUCGGUAUAUACAGAAGUUAAUAUUGAAAAAGAAGGAAAAGGCCGAAAACCAGUUUUAAAAGAGGUAGAUCUUCCUCCUCUGUGGCCACUAGGCAAAGCGUUGUCUGUGGAAAAAAUUAAGGAUCUGAAAGAAAUUCUUAAGCUGGUAAGGGUAAGAUUUUAGUGAAGACAUUGAAGGAAUUGGUGCCGAUGUAGAUUUUGAAAUAAGUAAUUUGCAAGAGACUUAGAUAAAAAAAAUAUAAUAUGUAAACGUUGUAUAUUGCAGCAGAGGUGCAAUCCUAUUUUU